Molecule: messenger RNA, 3471 nt
Organism: Ornithodoros turicata
Lineage: Eukaryota; Metazoa; Arthropoda; Arachnida; Ixodida; Argasidae
Exons: 1
Coding region: 470-2731 (753 amino acids)
Source: RefSeq, a predicted model, not a curated record
GCUGUGCUCGCCAAUUACUCAAUGCAGGCGGUACAAUGUGUUGCCUACGUAUAAAACUCGUAAGGAGAUUCGAUCGUGGUAAAUAUCGAUGUGAUUGAGCACCGUAACGCAAAGUUAUAGCGCAAAACGUGAGGUUCCCGUAGUCAAAACAGCCAAGAUGGCGCCUCUCAGUUAGCAGACGACAUCCCUUUUGGGUGUCGUCUGCUGAGUAUGCGUCGGCUUUUAUAGGGUAACACCCUGUAGUUGAAAUGAUGCAGUUUUAAAUGGUAUGAUCUGUUAUGGAUUUAUGCCUCCAUUGUCGCUGUCAGAGCCGUCGCUAGGCGAGUUUGUGCCCAGCAUAGGGGUAAACGUGAACCCCACCCCUUUCUUUUCUUUUUUUUUUCGCUCGUGCGCUUGAAAGUGCGUAUAAUGUGCACGGUGAACGACGCAGCUCUUCCGCGUUUCUCACACGUCUGUUUUACUGGCGCAGAUGACAGACACUGACCUUCGUGUUUCUAACAAAAGCGGGUUCCUAUCGGAUUACUACGACUACCUGCUUAGUACUUUUCCCUGUGUGGAAUUCCUCUCGUCGUCAGAUUCUCCGCUUCUCCAAAGACUAAUCGGCCUCCAAGUCGUCUUUCAAAACGAGCACUGCGAUAUUGCUGCACCGUGCACAGGAAGCAAGGAGGAAAGCUGCUGGAUAUUUUCUGACUUGACACCAUGGAACAGAGUGCUCUUCGCGAUAAGAAUUCAACUCGUCGCAAGCACACCGAGCCAGCUUACGCUGUGCUCUAUGGCAGGAAGAUAUUCAGAGUCAUUUGACGAAAGCAUCGUUCUUGAAGCUUGUGUCUUGGUUCACUGGCUUUUGAAAUGGCAUCACUGCAUCAGUGAGGUGCACUUAAAUAGUUAUUACUACGCGACAUCUCAAUUCGCGUGCCUAUUUCACGACUCGCUUUAUCUGAGCACAGCCGUAAGACGCCUAGUGAUAUCGUGUGUGUCGGACAGAGUCUAUGGGGGGGAUCUCUUAGCCGCUGCGUUGGGUGCUAUGGAUACACUUGAGCAACUAGAAUUGCGGGAAGUCUCUCUGGACAGCAAAGCAUUGAAUGAAAUCGGACACAAGAUAGGCGCGAGAAACACGAUCACGAGAUUAACAUUUUUUGGAAAUGCCGAACGUCCGCAAUCGAGCGCGGCGCUCUUGGACGGCCUCAAAUUUUGCACCGCGCUCAAAUUUCUGAAAUUGUGCGUCAUGUACAUCGGCAGCGAUUCUGCGCGUUGUAUCGAGGCAAUAUUUGAGCGCAACAAAGCGCUAGAAAAGGUUGCCUUUUGGAAUGUGAGCUUUACGUGCAACGCGUUUCAGGUCGUCGCUGCAUCUUUAAGAACGCUCGUACAAUUAAAGAGACUGGAGUUUGUCAGCUGCGUUUUGCAGCCGACAGGAAUACCUCUGCUCGCAGAAGCCAUCGAGCACGGAAGGCAAAUAAGGUCGCUUCGUCUCGAAGCUUGCAGGUUAGGCGACAGCGAUGCUCAUAAUGCGUUAAUCCUACCCCCGCUUGCUAGUGCUGCUAUGAAUUCGAGCUUACAGGAACUUUGCUUUUCAAAUAUUUCCGUGAGCGACGAAGGAGCGCGCGUCUUGGCAAGAUAUCUGAGCUCGAGCUGCAGCUUACAAAAGUUAUUCCUUAAAGCUAACGCCCUAACUGUUCGAGGGGUGAUCGAGCUGCUCGAAGGAAUUAAUUGCAGCACAUCUGACGCGACAUAUCAUCUUGGACACGUGGCGACAAACGAUAACGAGGCGGACCUUAUACGUCGGGCACUACAGAAAACGGGCGCAGGCAAUAGGGUGCAGCUAACGUACAGCGCCGUUGGGUAUCUCCAUUUGAGUCGGGCCUUAAAAACAAAUUCUACUAAGGUGACAAAAUUAUUGUUAGAAGACAACCUAUAUCUGACGUCGAGACACCUGGAAGAACUCUUCGAAGCCGUCGGCCACAAUGUGCACAUCACGCAGCUCAUCGUGAAAUCGGGGCAACUUAAUCUCGGGGUCGCAAAUACACUAAGCCACGCACUCUCUGUGAAUAAGGCUUUGAAGUCGUUAGAAUUAGGUGUCGAAGUACAUCCGCUGUGCCAAAUAAUUUUAUUCAAAAGCCUAGCCAAAAAUACGUCCUUAUCGAAACUCGUAAUCAAACGUUGCAGAUUUGACGAGUCAUCUGUGGAAGCUUUCGUUGAAAUGCUGAAGAGGAACGAGACUUUAAAUCACUUCUCAAAGUUCAGCGGAACAUUUCGUCUAGUUGAGAAGCUUUCGUUUCAGGUUUCGCAAAACUACACCUUACUGAAACUGAACUUCGACCUCGAAUGCAUCAAAACGAAAGCUACGUUUGCGGUCGAAGAUACGCUUCGUCGCAACCAGACAGUAUUGAAUUUAGCGGUAAAGUUUGCGUUGAGGCUGUCACGCGGCAGGACGUCAGCCCUGUCUUUCGAAAAGCUACUCGUGAGCAGUGCCUUUGUAGAGCACCUUGCAAAGGUCGGAGGGUUUUCAAAGUGCCAGGCAGAGAACUGCAUCAGGUCAGCGUUGCAUUACGUUACAGUAAACUAUUUAGUCCUGACUAGAGUAGUCAACGGUAGGCUGGAAUGCUUCGACAACGGUGGAGACGCUCUGCAAAUUGACCAGCUCAACCAAGAGUGCCUUUAUCAAAUAUUCAGCUACCUCAAGGUGUCCGACGUGGUUGGAGCAGAUGAUACAGUAGUUGAAAAUACGGCAUGAAUCGCAGUUAUUGCACGAUUGCUCACUAAAGGGAAUGCAAUUCUAGAAUUUGUGUGUUAGCGAAACGCUUGUCCGACAACGUUUAUAUUUGUUCCGGUGGAUUUUGACAGCAUUAUGAAGGACGUAUUGGCAUGUUCUACUUUGUAGUGGUAAAAAAAAUUCUCUGACCAAUCUGCAUACUUCAAAUUUGAGACUCUGUAUAUUUUUUGAUUUGAAAAUCCUCUUUGGCACCUUUCUUCAGUGGUGUCAUGUACAAAGUCCUCUUGCAUUCAUCGCGUGAAAUCUAACGGCAUGACGUACCAUUUACACACAAGUAUUUACACACACAUUUACACAAGUAUUUACAGUAUUUACACACAUUCUUACAAGUUUUUAAACGUUGUAGCCAUGUCAAUCUGCAACACAAAAAUUUUAUGUCAUAGAAACGGCGGACUGAGAGUUGUACUUUCUUCAUAAGGGUGUGCAACAGAGAUAAAGGUGACUGAAUGCUGUUUUCAGAUGUGAUUAAACCUAGUCAGCAAGCUUUGUUUUGGAUUGGUGGCUUGAUUGCAUGCCAGAACAGAAACCGUAAGCGCUCUAGUGGUGUAGCCAGGAGGGGUGUAGGAAAAAAUGGUCCCGGAAAGAACGGUCCUGUGCCUCCAGCGGUACAUAAAGAAAACUGGACUAUAACAAAUGAACUAUAACAAGUAAUGGAAUGUUCAAGUGCUUUACAAAUAAAGGAUAUUGUUGAAUAAUCUUGG